AUGUAUCAAGACAUGGCGAUGCUCGCUGCUCACGCACCAGCGCAGGUUGAGCUGGGCAGCUCUGGAGACAGGCAGGACAGGACAGGCAGGACAGGCUCUAGUGCGACCAGUCUGUCGUUGCCCCCGGUUGACGGAUUUAGAAGGAUGCUGGCACGCCGGGCCAUGCAGCUUAGCGCCGAGCAUUCACCCAUGCUCUCCACACGUCUGCUCCAAGCUCAGGUUCAACGGCGCUGGGCAGCCAGGGGUGUGGGAGGCAGGGAGCUUUGGAGGCUGGACUGGCUGGAGAGCCAGGAACGACUGGCUGGGUCCGCGCAGCGUGAAGAUCAACCUGAUCGAGGGCUCUGGCAGACGAAUAGCGACGGCACGGCGGCGGAGGGGAGGCCGCCAGGGCUUGGAGCAGCCUCGCCGGCCGUCCAAACGGCUCUCAGCCCUCCCACCAACCCUGCCGCAGUGGGUUGCGCUGCUCGCUGGCACGGGGGCACCUGGGCUCGCUCUAUACGGCCCGUCUCAAGGCAAAGGGCAAACAGCGGAGAGCAGAACGCAGAGAGCAAGGAGAGGGCCGUCAGUCAGUCUCUUGCGCUGCAGCGUGACUGUGACGAACCACUGUCCGUGCUGCUCGACGACGCCGGUCUGAGAGGAAGUUCAGCAGGCCUUUCGCGGCGCCAUAAGGCCCGGGAUACAGUUCCUUCGAGCACCAUUUCUCAAAUUCCCUCGUCCAAGGCGUCCAUCGCAAGCCUCUCAGAUCAAGCCACUGUUCUCAUUCGGUGA
Messenger RNA from Lindgomyces ingoldianus, 768 nucleotides. RefSeq lists its product as uncharacterized. Lineage: Eukaryota; Fungi; Ascomycota; Dothideomycetes; Pleosporales; Lindgomycetaceae. The record is from RefSeq and is a predicted model, not a curated record. The transcript is spliced from 2 exons. The coding region runs from base 1 to 768 and encodes 255 amino acids.